Micropterus dolomieu (smallmouth bass) is the source of this 1523-nucleotide messenger RNA. It is a transcript of the gene tha1, whose product is annotated as threonine aldolase 1. The transcript is spliced from 7 exons. Gene Ontology annotation, molecular function: L-allo-threonine aldolase activity. Gene Ontology annotation, biological process: glycine biosynthetic process; L-threonine catabolic process. NCBI's taxonomy places the organism in Eukaryota, Metazoa, Chordata, Actinopteri, Centrarchiformes, Centrarchidae. Gene Ontology annotation, cellular component: cytosol. The record is from RefSeq and is a predicted model, not a curated record. Bases 60 to 1337 code for a protein of 425 amino acids.
UUACGAAGUGAACGAUCCAAAGUGCACGACAGAAACACCAUCAAUGAACAUGGUGCAUCAUGUCUUUGAGAAGAUUUACCUGCAGGGUUUUGUUUAAAUGUUUCAACCACGGUGUCGUCGCUUCAAAUGCACGAGAUGCAGCAGCCGCCGUGCUGGGACGAAGCUCCACGCGGGGCUACUACAACACCGUUAAACCCAGGUGUACGGGACCGGGCGGGGCGGCCCACGUCCGGGUGGUGGACCUCCGCAGCGACACGGUGACCAAGCCUGGGCCGGGGAUGCGGAAGGCCAUGGCGGAGGCCGAGGUUGGAGAUGACGUGAUGGGAGAAGACCCGACAGUUAACGAGUUACAGAAAAUUGCCGCUGAUAUGUUUCGGAUGGAGGCUGCACUGUUCGUUCCCUCUGGAACCAUGAGUAAUCUCAUCGCAGUGAUGGUGCACUGCAGGGAGCGGGGCGACGAGAUGAUUGUGGGCGAUUUGUCCCAUUUACACAUCUAUGAGCAAGGAGGGAGCGCGCAGCUGGCUGGUGUCCACGCCACCACGGUGCCCAACCUCCCCGAUGGAACAUUUGACAUGGAGCAGCUGGAAUCGAAGAUCCGCCACGGUUACCCCGACCCCCACUACCCCCGUUCACGCCUCAUAUGUGUGGAGAACACGCACAACAUACAGGGAGGACGUGUGCUGCCUCUGACCUUCCUGCAGGAGGUUCGUGAUUUAGCAGAUAGAUAUGGUCUGUCAGUUCACAUGGAUGGCGCCAGGGUGAUGAACGCCGCUGUGGCCCAGGGGUUGCCUCCAUCUACCAUACUGCAGCACACACACACCGUCAGUGUGUGCCUCUCCAAGGGUUUGGGUGCCCCUGUGGGAACCAUGCUGGCUGGACCCCAAGACUUCAUAUCCCGGGCAGUACGGUGCCGUAAAGCCCUGGGUGGGGGGAUGCGCCAGGCUGGUAUAUUAGCAGCAGCUGGGAAACUGUCUUUACUGGAGAUGGUGGGAAGACUGGAGGAAGAUCACCGCAAUGCAAAAACCUUUGCUCGAGCUCUGCUCGACUGUGACAGUUCUCUAUUCGCUGUAGACAUGGCGGCCGUGGAGACAAACAUCCUGCGUUUCCGUCUACAGGACCCCAGUUUAAGUCCCUCUGAGUUCUGCGCCCGCAUGGGGCAGGUUAACGAGGGAGAAGAGGCUGCACUGGGACAGGGGAUACAAGUUCUCAUGUACCCCCAUUUUGGAAAUUCGGUUCGGGCUGUAUGGCAUCUUGAGAUAUCCCCUGAAGAUACCAAGCUGGCCAUCCAGAAAAUGCAAUUUGUGGUUUCUCAGUACUUAGGGCAAAGUGACACCUGAUACUUACAGAGAUGUGCGGUGUGAUCGCUAGGACUGAUCAUAGAAGAUGGACACAGACUAAUCUAGAAAAACACUAAAGGAUGUCCAACAUGGGACAAAUAUAACUGGAGUCACUUUGGAUAGCAUUACUAAUUUAAUUCAAUUCAGUUGUCUGGCAAUUUGUAUUCAUUAAAUUUGAUAAACCAC